GAUCGAUAGAAAUUUCCUUCUAAAUACAUAUACCUUGGUCCAACCUGCGCCAGCCGUGUGUUUGCAUUUACAUCGUACGAGAUAACGAGUGAUAAGCAUUUUUCGCACACUCUUUUAAUAAUUCAACGUACCGUAAACGAUCGCCGUUUCUCAGUUUGAUCGAAUUCAUCUACCCGUUCUCCCCUCUAGCGACCGAAAAUGCAAAAAAUUGUGUUCUUUGGCGGUACCGGCAUGACCGGCCAAUGUGCAGUUCGAUACGCCCUGAAGAAAGGUUUAACCGUCCGAUUGCUGGUGCGCAACGAAGCGACCGUUCCGGAAGAUUUCAAAGCAAAGGUCGAACUGGUCAAGGGUGAUGUAACGAACGUGGAGGACGUGAAGAAGGCCGUUGCCGGUCAGGAGCUGGUGUGCGUGGUGCUCGGUACGCGCAACGAUCUCAAACCAACCACGGCCAUGUCGGACGGCAUGACGAACAUUAUCACAGCCAUGAAGGAAGCAUCGCUGAAACGCUUUUCCGUCUGUCUGUCCUCGUUCCUGUUCAUGGAACCGGAAAAGGUACCGGCGAUUUUUGUCAACAUUAACGGAGAGCACCGACGCAUGCUGGAAGCGGUGAAGGGAUGUGGUUUGGAGUAUCGGGCCGUACUGCCGCCGCACAUUGCCGACGAGCCGCAGGCAAAGUUUGACACCGCGUACGACAAAUCGCCCGGCCAGUCGAGGUCCAUCUCGAAGCUCGAUCUUGGCCAGUUUCUGGUGGAUUGUCUGUUCGAGGAGGCGCACGCGGGCAAGGUUAUCGGCAUUUGUACGAUUAAGUGAUGCACUCGAGCGGAUGUUGCUCUUGAAAGCUUGUUCUUUGCACGAAAUAUAAUCCACCUCACUUGAGAGAAGAAAUGCAGUUUUGCACCAGCAGCAAAAAAAAA
This is a messenger RNA of Anopheles stephensi (Asian malaria mosquito), 914 nucleotides long. Its product is annotated as flavin reductase (NADPH). The record is from RefSeq and is a predicted model, not a curated record. NCBI's taxonomy places the organism in Eukaryota, Metazoa, Arthropoda, Insecta, Diptera, Culicidae. The coding region runs from base 199 to 810 and encodes 203 amino acids. The transcript has 2 exons.